GUAGAGGGUGGAUCACCCGCAAGUCGUGCGUUCACCUCGCGCCGCGACGACAGGGCGCCGUAACGUGCCGCGAAAGGAUACAAAAAUACGAAUAUCAAACUGCAAUUAUACAGUUUUAACACUAUUUUUGUAAAAUUAUUGAUAACUUACCAAAAAUAUGCAUCUGAAUUGACUCUUAUUUUCGGUUUUUUGAACUGCUAUGUGAUAAAUUUGAAUAUUUUUGUAUUGCACUUGCUUUUUUUUAUUAGAGAUAAAACACCAAAAACUUUAACAACAAACGAAACAACAACAAAGCAACUUGUAAUAACUAGUGUGAUAAUUAAUGGUGGAAUUAGGAAGAACUUAUGGGCACGUGACAUUCAUUGAAAGGCUCCCGGUGUAUUUUGGAGGCUAAGUUGAUAGUGAUUCGGGCACUUAGCUAAACAUAUGGGUGUUUAUUAUCUGGCAAGUGGGUGUGUAAAGAUCUGAAGUAUGGAAAUUAGUUUAGUGCGAUUGCUCGUGGAGUUUCUCCGAGCCCGUUAGCCUGUGACAUUGCAUCCUCUGUUAGGAGUUGAGGAUCACCGAGGAGGGUGCUCUCUCUGGCAGAAGCUUUCGGUGGAAAGGGCGUUUACCGCACGACGACCAACUGGAGGACGUCACGGGGUUAGUUGCCUCGUGACCGUGGUUAGUGACACAUACACAUACACACAUUUUUCACUGUUAUUACUACUACUCAAGCUCAAAUAGAAGAUAUUUCACUUUUUUUUGACAUUGUCAUUAGCGACAUAUUCUGUCGGAUAUUUGAUGUUUUAUGGUGCCCUUUUGGGAAUGUUUUCAUAAAAAUUUCACGCUGACAGGAUUUGUGAUCCGACGUGUGUAAGCGAUGAGGUGUUGGGAUCAAAAGUUGAUUGAUGAGGGCUUUCAGGUUCAGGGAAAACUAAAUUAAUAUUAAUGGUAAAGAGUGUCAUCGGUUCCAUGUUUAAUUACUGAUAAUAAUAAUAACAAUGAGAAGGUAACCUGUUAAUUAGGUGGUUGAUGAAGGGAAAGGCAAGGAUUUGUUUUCGAUGUUUUAAUGCGUGGUGUUAAAUUGCCGUGACGUGAGUGACCGGUCACUCCCAAGUGAUCGAAAGUAAAAGGUAUAACUUGUUUAAUUUUUUGACAAACGCCCAUGGGAAAUCAGUUUGCUCGAUUACUAUUGUGAUCGAAGUUGUAUCGAGGAGAAGUUAAUUCCCGACAUUUAUCACCACGAGGAAGAGGAGGAGGACGCAAAGGAGCUAUGUGAUACCGAUUAUGUUCUAGUGCUUGAAAGUUUAUCUGUAAUAAGUAUAAGUGUUAAAGCUUUGAGUGUUACGAUUUUGAUUUGGUGAUUCCAAUUUUUUGGAGUAAGUGAUUGUUUUUGUUGAAUUUAAAUCUUUGGUGGUUUUCAAGGUGUAGGAGGGAGGAGUAACCUUGAUUUCCUCUGGUUUUAUUUGAGAUUUAAGAUAAACUCGUCAGGGCGUGGCUGGAAAAUAAUUUACAGGGACGUCAACCAGUCCAGUGAACGCAGUGUCAACUGGGACGAGAAAACUCGACUGAAAUUUAACAAGAUUGACAAUGACAUUGACGGAAUAGCGGAUGGGUUAUUUUAUCGGUACUGGGGUGUUGUAUAAAACAUACAACACAGUGCUUUUAUCAAAAAUGUGUUUCUAUUUGUGCUGAGCUUGUGCGCGGUAAUACUACGAAUUUUCGGUUUCCGAAUUGUCGAAACUAUGAAAUGUUUGUGAAAACUAUUAGUUUAAUUUGAUGUCGAGUAGCUUUAAUUACUAGACGGCGCUCAAACGAAAGUUAAUUGGCAGUAAUUUAUAAUAUAAUAUAUAUGCCUGGAUGUCGAUUUAUUAAUCACAUUAAAGGGUCGUUUAUUGAUAGAACAUUAGAACUCAUGAAGAGUCACUGGGAUCAAAAUGUUUAUUUAAAAGAAAUAUUUGCUUGAUAAAUAGAAUCAACAGCUAUGUUCUUUGCUGACUCGUUUAUAUUGAUACGAUAGUUAUCGGAAAAUGAAUUUAUAAAUGAAUAUUAUACUUUUAAAGUACUGUUCAACAAAUAGUAACAAAAAGAUUGAAAGAAAUAAGAGAAAAAGUAAGCAAAGAGAAAAUUCCAGUCGAGUGUAAAUUCAAAAUCAACUUUAUGCUGUUUACAAAAGCAUGAAACUUAUCACGACAAAAAGCAUUCUUCAUAAAUCUAUUUGUGCGUUGAAAAAGAAGACGAGUAAGGAGAGAAGAGCAAAGAGAAUAAAAAUAUCGGUAAAAAAAGUUCAACAAGAUCUACCACUCUCCAUCUAUCUUUGGAAUUAAAUAAUUCUCUUUGCCCGGCGUACGUUUGAAAACCAGAUAUUAUAUUCUUUGAAGCAUUACUACCCUGACUCGGGAGAAUCGAUGAAAAAAUUAUCGAGUUGAAGUUGGUCCAAAAAAAGCUGAAGAUUUCCAAUAAUUCCUCAACUGCACUCUAAAAAUUUCAUCCAUUGACUAGAAAAAUUUCUCACACAACAUAGAGCCGAUUAAUUUUGGCUUCGUUUAUGUUGUUACGAUAAGUCAAUCCAAGUGGCUUGCAAGCCGGCACAGUGUGUGGAUUAGGGCGAAUCCUCGGCUACAUCGGCGGAAGACCGUCGGUGGGGGCCGCAAUGUCACAGUCAGGUUCCGGAGACCACCACAAUGGCACUGUCCAGACCGAAAACGGCGACACACAGCACCAUCAGUCUAAUGGUCCAAGCCAAAACGGGAUCAAAGCUGAGUCCAAAGCUGACCUAUCAAACGGCUUCGAGAAUCGGACUGUCGACUAUGAACGCAGUGUCCCAAACGUUGUAUCAGUGCAGCAGGUGCCAUCAAUGGCUCCAGAUUACCCAUCAGUAUCCCAACCAGGUGUCUACCCAACUCCCGGACGACUGGCUCAACCACUUCCAGAGGAUCGACAGCAGCAGCAGUAUCAGGACAAGUCCGGGUUGGAGCACCACGUAUCGCAAACGGCAACUCAGACCCUGCCGGUGCAAAUCCAGCCACACUUUGUUCCGGAUUUUGUCUCUGAUCAGAGUCAGAGCCAGUACCCGCAAGCUCGUGGUCAAUUUGAGGUCAGAUCGCAGAUGUACAACCAGCAGGGUCAAUACGGAGAUCGCGUGGGAUACGUGACAAGAGACGUCACGUACAGGGAUUCAUCGCUUUACGCUCACGCUCAAGGCACCGGUAAUCCAGUGUUUACCGGAGCCAAUGCUGGGUAUGUAACAGUCCAGCAUGCUUCUCAAUUGCAGCACGCAUCACAGUCGGCGAGUCCCCAACCGGGUUUUUAUCCAGGUGUGAUAAUGACCGCCCAGCCUUCUGUGUCCCAGAGUUAUGGCCAAUUUGCUGGACAAUCACAGUAUACCUACGGACAAUAUCCACAGACUUUGAUUAAUCCGAUACCAUACAAUCCACAUGCCCCUAUGUACACGGCUCAGCAGUUCAAUCAACAAACUUCCCCUAAUCCGCAGAGAUACUCUCAGGAGGUAUCCCAAUAUCAAGGUCAGCCCAUCAUCCAGCCGAUUUCACAAAACGUUAUUGCGCCGGUUGACAGAUCUGUUAACAGCAGUACAACACGUGGCCCCAAGCCGAUGGUACCGCCUCGGAUCAACUCAAAGAUCUCGAGCGACUCUGGAAAUCGAAAAUCAAUCACCGAGAUCCCGGUGGCCAAACCAGUCUCUACUACUGUUACUGUUAAUUCUAAUGCAAAUGCUGGUGCUGUUUCUGUUGCUGCUAUUAACGCCAGUACUGUUACUGGUAUUGUUCCAGCUAAUGCUGGUGUUAACCAAAGUGCACCUCCCAUUUCACAAGAAUCAGCAACUCCCAUUUCUGUAUCAGACAGUCGAUCUUUUCCAGCGCCGGUUAAUCAAACUCCCCGAACACGCCAGGACGGUUUGUACAUCGAUUCGAGCGCAGAUCAGUCAACAAGGGACACGAUUGUCGACACGAUACCCAACGAAUGCCUAUAUGUUUCCCGAAACGAACAUCGCAAAUCUGUAUCCGACGUGACUACUGCUAGUUUUCCUCGUAGAAAUGACACUAUUACUUUCACCUUCCCAGGAGAUACUGGAGACACGUCUCUGUUGACCGCGAGAAAACCUCCAUCUGGACUGAGCGACAAAAAAUGGGCUGCCGAUAAUAUGAGCCAGAUUUUCCAGACCGACAAUAAACGUGAUCCAGUUCUCAGAGUAGCGACGGUUCCCUACGAUAGACAGGAAAAUCGGAAGAGCGUGAUGUCCGACAUAACCAACAGGAAACCUGAGUGGGGGAAUGUCAGCCCUAAUCAACGUCCGAAUCCAGUUAUCACCCAAGAAAAUCGGCGAUCAGACUACUUUGAGGAACAUCGGCGGUCUCCUAUGCCUGUGAUUGAUCAGAAGCGCAUGGAUGACUUGAGACGAUCCCCUAUGCCUUUCAUAUCAGUUCGCGACAGCUCCUGUGAGAGAGUCGCUCAGAACAGCCCUUCGUACCCGAUCCCAGCCAAUCAAAACUUCGAGAAAACUAGGCAGGAACUUGUUAUCUGGGCUGAGCAGAGACAGCGUCACGAAGUCGAGCGAACCAUGCAUCCAAAUCCGAUCUUUGCGACUAGUCCUCGCUCCCGAAAUCCCUCGGAAGAGCGUAGGGUGAUGAUUCCGCUGGAUGAGCAGCGAAACAAAGACAUCAGGGUUCCCCAAGUAGCGUUCCAGCCGAUUCCCAACAUCAGUCAGAACACGAUUAUGGAGCAGCGACGGCAUCUGAGGCAUGUCAGCGCGGAUCUUACCAAACACAUGGAGCUCUCCAGGAAGGAUUUCGAGGAUCAACCGAUCUCUGGAUCUGUUGCGAAUCUGGGCCCUGGUGUGAGUACCAGCUCGUCUCAGCGUGCCAGCCCGAAUUUGUGUCACCAGUUCCCAGCAAUGAGCGAAGCCAAGCUAGACACUAAGACGCUGCUAACUGUUGUUACGGAUUUCCCCGGUGAUAAUCCAAUGAAGCCGCUUGAGCAAACCGACCACAUAAUCCACAGCCACAAGAAAAGCCACAAUAUAUCGGCAUGCUUGUUAACGCACAGCAAGAGCCAGGUUGAGAAUUUGCAGUCUAGUUCGGGGUUGGGAGACAUGCCGGAUAAGACAGAAUGCAACCAUUCUCAACAACAACAGCAGCAUCAACAGCAACAUCAACAACAAAGUUUAGAUAUGAUUGCAGAGAAGCUCAGCCAGUUUGAGAGGCAGCAAAGUGACCUUCAGGCGCGGCUCCAGUGCUUACAGAACCAGAACCACCUUUUGGACCAGGUUGCUCAUCAUCAGUAUCAGCAUCAGCAGAGCGAUCUGCAGUCACGACUCCAAUGUCUCCAGGAUAGACAGGCCACUGAAAAAUCUCUGAGGCAAGCGAUCGAGCUCCAGCAAAAGAACGCCUUCAAUGACAUGCACCACAUGCAGAUGAAGGCCCUCGCGGACCAGGUUAUUGACCAGCAGCAGCAUCAGCCUGGGGAGCCACUGAGCAAGCAAAUGAUGGAUCAGCAUCUACUGAAUCGUAAUUCGGCGUAUCUGUCAGCGGGGUUCACCAAUCAAAUGUGUCAAUCACUGACGUCCGAGAGAUUAUCACCGCGCAUUCAAGUCGAGACUGAGUUGGAGCGCUCACAAAUUACAUUGCCGACUAACUCCCAGUUUGAGAGAAACGACGGGACACGCGGCUCACACCAGUAUCGAUUGAUGUGCCAGUCGGCUGACGCGCCAGACAACAUUGUUGCUAGUUGUCCCUCUUCUGCUUCGUCUUGUUCAUCCUCGAAUACUAUUAAUGUGACCUCUGGGGCUUCUGCCACUGGGGUCACUUUUUCUGGAACUCUCAAGAAAGUUCCGCCUGAGAAACCGCCCAGGACCUCGCUUAUUGUUCAGUCACCCGAGACAGAGAGCAACAGGAGCCAACCCGCCAUAGGACUAAAGCACACGCCGAAAUCAAGGCCGACAAUAUUUGGAACCGUAGCGUCCGACCUUAAUCCCAAGGAUGGCAACAGUCGAAGGAGCUUACCGCAGACUCCGGCCGGAGGCGUGGGUGGAAAGGGACUGGGAAGUGGAUGUGGCGCCGGCACAGGUCCUGGAAUGGUCAACGGUGCUGCCGUCGACCAUCAGGACAUUCGGGACGGCGUCGCUAUAAACACGGAACACGCAUUAGUUUAUCGUGACGGGAAUCUAGUGUCAGGAUCAUUAGAAGCACUAGUACAACAUAUGGUACCAACAGAAGACUAUUACCCGGACCGAGCAUAUCUCUUUGCGUUUCUGCUGAGUGCGAGGCUCUUCAUCAAGCCCCACGAGCUUCUCGGCGAGGUUUGUGCAUUAUGCGAGCAUCAGCAGAACCUUAAUGGGGAGGGUGGAAAAGAGCGGCUGCAGCGUUUUGUACCGCGACUGGUGCAGCUUCUUGCAGAGUGGACCGAGACCUUUCCAUACGACUUUCGAGACGAGCGAGUAAUGGGUCACGUGAGGUCUAUCACCCAGAAAGUCGCUGCCGUGGACGCUGCUGCGCGUCAAGAAGUGUCGGCCCUUCUGCAAAAUUUAUUGCUACGUCUAACGGCACUUGAACGGUACGAGGAGGGGUUGUCUAGACUUGCCACCGAAGCUGCUACCGAACAACUCACUCAGGUUGAUGUAACAGAACUAUGUCCAUCAGCAACAGUGCUGGCACAACAAUUGACCCACGUCGAGCUGGAGAGACUCUCGUACAUCGGUCCCGAAGAGUUUGUACAAGCAUUUGCCAAGGAGUCGCCCCAUCUAGAGACCUCCUUCAAAGACAUGAAGAAGACGAGGAAUUUGGAGUCGUACGUUCAGUGGUUCAACAGGCUGAGUUACUUCGUUGCCACCGAAGUUUGCAAACACGCCAAGAAGAAACAGCGAGUCCGCGUCGUGGAAUAUUGGAUCGAAACGGCCAGGGAAUGCUUCAACAUAGGAAACUUUAAUUCCUUAAUGGCCAUUAUUGCUGGAUUAAACAUGUCGCCUAUUUCACGGCUAAAGAAAACUUGGUCAAAAGUCCAGUCAGCAAAGUUCUCUAUUCUGGAGCAUCAAAUGGACCCGAGCAGCAACUUCAGCAGCUACCGCAGCACUCUCAAAGCAGCAAUGUGGCGAAGCGUCGGCGCUACCGAUGAAAGACAGCGAAUUGUGGUUCCUUUCUUCAGUUUGCUUGUAAAAGAUCUCUACUUCCUCAACGAGGGAUGCAGUAACAAACUUCCAAAUGGUCACAUCAACUUUGAAAAGUUUUGGCAACUUGCCAAACAGGUGACUGAGUUCAUAGCAUGGAAGCAGGUGGCUUGUCCUUUUGAGAAGAAUUCACGGGUCAUUGCUUUUCUACAAGCAAGUCCAGUACUAACUGAAAAUGCUCUUGCCUUGGCUUCCUUUGAGUGCGAGCCACCUGACAACAAUCCCGAGAAGGAACGUUAUAAAGCUUUAAAGUCCGAUUUGAACGCUCAGUGAAAAAGAGCUAGCGCCGAAUGGGAAAGAUACUGAAGUAGAUACGUAUACAUUAAUAAUGAUAAAAGUAAUAUUAAUAUUAAUAAUAAUAAUAAUGAUAUAUAAAGACAAAAUAAUAUUCAUGAAUAUAUCAAGAUUUAAAUACGCCAGGCUGAUCAAAGUCGAGUGAGCCAAAUUUGAAGCCUGAUUAUAAAACUACAAACACGUCGUACUAUUUUAAAACAGUAUCAAUUUUAAUAUGCAUUAAAAAUUUAAUAAGUAUGCAUUUAUCUGCUUGGAAGUAUCUCAAAGUAUAUUUAUUUAACUUUUUUUCAUUGCUUUUAACUCACUCAUUUUAUUAAUAUUUCGAGAGAGCUUACGUUGAAGGAAAAUAAAUUAAUACAAAUAAAUUAUUACUUUCUUGAGGUUUUUAAUAAUUUUGAGAUACUAUCAAGUUGAUUAUUUUACUGUACAUAAAAAAUUUUUGAUAUACGCUCCUAUGAUAUAUUAAUAUAUAUAUAUUAAUAGCGAUAAAAGUAAUUUUAAUGAAAAGUAAACUCUACUUUAUAAAUUAUACUGAGUUUUUAUAAUAUAAAAAUUCAUUUUUAUUAUUUAUAUUUAUAUUUAAUAGUGAUAAAAAAAAAACUCUCUCUAAGUAUUAAAUUAGUAUUAUAGUUUCAAUUACAUUGAUUAUUAUAAUUACUAUUGAAAUUCAAGUCAAAAGCCGAUAGACGAUAAUUAAUUUAUAAAAUUACCAGCAGAUUAAUUAAUCCACGUUGAAAUAAAAAACAAACAAGAAAAGAUUAAUAGUAAUAAUAAUACUAUACGGAAACAGAAAUAAAAAAAAAGAAUUUUUUUAUUGAAAAUAGGGACCAAGAGUAUUCUCCUUGGGAUUAAAAAAUACGUGCGAUUAAAACCGUGAUUACAAACACAACAACGAGAUUAAAAUGUCUAAAUCAGUACCAAAUAACACCAGUCAAUCGUAUUUUGAAGAUUACAAAAAAAAAAAAAAAACAUGAAUAAGUAAUUAAAAUAAGUAAUCGAUAUUUAAAAAUCGCAGAUGUCACUAUUCACUACACUAAAAAGAAGAAAGUAAAAAAUAAAAUAAAAUGAAACGAAUAAUUAACUUGAAAAUAAUAUUUUUUAGUCUUAAUUAAAUUAAAUGUGAAUUUAAAUAUCAAAAUAUGUAUCUGGCACAUUGCCCGAAAUAUAUUUUUCAUUUAAAAUUUAUCGAGCCCUACUAAUCAUAUGCACGUUAUCGAAAAUUCAAUUUCAAUUAUCAAUAACAAGAGACCAUUUAUAAAAUAAUAAUAAUAAUACUAUUAAUAUAUAUAUCGUUCAAUGUAGACAUCGAUAAAUUCCCAUUGUCCGUAUCAAUGGCGCUACCGGAUCAAUGUAACCUAAAAUUUUAUAUUUAUACUAUUAUUUCGUCCUUUAUAUUAUUUUAAGUUAAAUUUAUUAUAUUUAUUAGAGUAAAAUUUAUUUAUUUUUUUAUUGACAAGCUUUUAAACGUGCAUUUUUAUUAUUUUUUUAUUAUACAUUUAUUAUUGAAUAUCUGAAUAAAUAAAUUAAAAGUCGGCCAAAUCCGUUCUUUAUAUAUCAACGGACCGCUAAGAAAUAAGUAAGCAAUUACGUCAAUCUCUUUUUAUCAUACUUAAUACAAGUAAAAAUAAUAAUAUUAAUAUUGAAAAAAAAAUACAUGUCUUAUAGUACUGAAUUAUAAUGAGACGCAAUUAGCGAUUCUGUAAAUAGUAAAAAAAAAAUAAUAUUAAUAUCUUAUAAACGCGAUAAUUAAGCUGAAAAAUAUAAAAUUAGGACGUAAACGAAUGAACGAGUCUGUUAGAGUAUACAUAAACAUAAAUAAUAUAAAUAUGAAUAUAUACACAUGUAUUGACGUAUGAACUCGACACGAAAUAAGUAUAAAAAUAGACACUUAAAAUAAAGUGAGUAUCGUAAAUAAACUGCACGAGAGUCUGAAUGUCUCAUGAAGUUGGUGAACAUCUGAAAUAGCUGUUUGUUUUCUAGUCACUAGUUAUUAGUUAUGUCAUUGAUAUAUUAUACAUGUAUUUGAGCAGUAAACAGGCGAAAUAAUUUUUUUUUAAUUUUAAAAAUACAUCCAAGUAUUUUUAUUUGUAAUAAAUAUUAUUAAUAGACUAAAAUAAAAUAAUUAUAAAUUAUUAUUAUACUAUAAUUAUAAUUGAUUAAACGUUAUAUAAGUUAUAGGGAUUUAAUUUUUAAUUAAACGGUAUAUUUUUGAUCCCCACAUUCCACGUGAGUGACACUCUAUUUAAAAAGUAAAUACAAAGUAUAUUAAAGGAUAUUAAAAUAAAUUUAAAAAAUAUAAAUUGCUCGUUCGCACGUACAAAUAAACAUUAUUAUAUACAUUACGGAUGUUGUUAUUUAUAUUUCAUCGCGAAAAUGAUAUUGCUGAGAGUUAUAUGGACUAAAACGUUGAAUAAAAAAUAAAACCUCAUACCGUUACUGAUAAAUGGAUUCUAUAUACAUUUACAUUUUUAUAUAUAUAUACAUAUACGUUAUAUACGAUAUGUAUGUAUAU
This is a messenger RNA of Cotesia glomerata, 9968 nucleotides long. RefSeq lists its product as uncharacterized. Gene Ontology annotation, molecular function: guanyl-nucleotide exchange factor activity. Gene Ontology annotation, cellular component: plasma membrane. Lineage: Eukaryota; Metazoa; Arthropoda; Insecta; Hymenoptera; Braconidae. The coding region runs from base 2636 to 7435 and encodes 1599 amino acids. The transcript has 14 exons. The record is from RefSeq and is a predicted model, not a curated record. Gene Ontology annotation, biological process: positive regulation of GTPase activity; Ras protein signal transduction.